Messenger RNA from Doryrhamphus excisus (bluestripe pipefish), 2693 nucleotides. RefSeq names its product gap junction protein gamma 4b (gene gjc4b). Gene Ontology annotation, molecular function: gap junction channel activity. The record is from RefSeq and is a predicted model, not a curated record. Gene Ontology annotation, cellular component: connexin complex. Lineage: Eukaryota; Metazoa; Chordata; Actinopteri; Syngnathiformes; Syngnathidae. Gene Ontology annotation, biological process: cell-cell signaling.
AAGGAGGGGAGACUGUCUCCAUUCUUUGUCUAAACCCCGCGGUACUAUACUACGCUACACUGGAGAGAAGGAUACAGCGCGUCACCGAGAAGAAAACGAAUGGCUUGAGCGGGAGUCCUUUUUAGGGGAUUAAAUAUAGAAAAAAAACCCAUUCGAAGAUAGACAAGCGGAACAGCGUCGGAGUGAAGCAGGGGAGUUAAAUCACAAGGUACUUGUUUCACACGACUUGGCAAACAAAGCGUCUCAAGGCGCUGCAGCCCUCGGUAGUAUCAACCCAACUCAAGUUUGUGCUCCAACUUUUUAUCCGGGAGACAAAUCUGGGAAAAUCGCAGCUGAUUGACAGGCAAAAUGAGCUGGAGUUUCCUCACUCGUCUUUUGGAUGAGAUUUCCAAUCACUCCACAUUUGUGGGCAAAAUCUGGCUCACCCUCCUGAUUGUGUUUCGCAUCGUGCUGACUGCCGUCGGGGGAGAGUCGAUAUACUAUGAUGAACAGAGUAAAUUUGUGUGCAACACAAAUCAGCCUGGGUGCGAGAAUGUGUGCUAUGACGCCUUUGCCCCUCUGUCGCACAUUCGCUUCUGGGUUUUCCAGGUGAUUUUAAUCACCACACCCACCAUCAUGUACCUUGGCUUUGCAAUGCAUAAGAUCGCCCGCAUGGAGGAUGUCGAUUACCGGCCCCGGGUCAGGAAGCGUAUGCCAAUCGUGAGCCGUGGUGCCAACCGGGACUACGAGGAAGCAGAGGAUAAUGGCGAGGAGGACCCAAUGAUUCUGGAAGAGAUUGAGCCAGAAAAGGAAAAGGAAGUUGAGGAGAAGCCUAGCAAAAAGCACGAUGGACGUCGUCGCAUCAAACGAGACGGCCUCAUGAAAGUGUACGUGUUUCAGCUGCUCUCACGUGCUAUUUUUGAGGUGUCUUUCUUGUUUGGACAGUAUAUCCUUUAUGGACUGGAGGUGUCUCCGUCUUAUGUAUGCACACGAGCUCCUUGCCCACACACGGUGGAUUGCUUCGUCUCACGUCCCACAGAGAAAACUAUUUUCCUGCUGAUCAUGUAUGCCGUCAGUGCCUUGUGUCUGCUCUUCACUCUGCUGGAGAUUGUUCACCUUGGCAUCAGUGGCAUUCGUGACUGCUUUUGUGCCCCCCAGUCCCGACCUCCCACCCCUCGUCACUCUGCACUGGCCAGCCAGAGAUCCUCCAUCUGCCGUCAGCCCUCUGCACCUCCAGGCUACCAUACAGCCUUGAAGAAGGACCCCUCUGGGAAAAUGGGCUUCAGGGAUAACCUUGCAGACUCUGGCCGCGAGUCGUUCGGGGACGAGGCUUCUUCAAGGGAGCUGGAGAGGCUGCGUAGACACCUGAAGCUGGCCCAGCAACAUCUGGAUCUUGCUUACCAGACGGAGGAGCUCAGCCCGUCUCGCAGCAGCAGCCCGGAAUCUAACGGCACCGCAGUUGAGCAGAACAGGCUCAACUUUGCCCAGGAGAAGCAAAGCAGCACAUGUGAUAAAGGUAUGCGUGCCUAGGUGUUGAUCAGCUCCAUUGACACUGAAACUGAAGUUGACAUCGGGAGCAGUGAAUGGACACAAGGGAAACAAACUGGAAGUGAUCAUGUGUGAAUGAGAUGGGAACAAUUUGCUUGAGGUGAAUGAAGUCAGCCCAAGCAUCUCAGUGUUAAGGCUGGUCAAGGUCUAACAAGUCGAAGGAGGAGAAAAGUGACAUUACUUGAGACAUCAGUCUAAAGAUCCAAAGUGCUUUCAAAUGACCGUUAACAUGUUCUUCUCCCUCAGGGCAGCUUCUUUCUUUUUUUAUUUUAUGAAAUCUUUGUUAUGAGACUUAGAACUUAGAGUCAGAACUUAAGAGUUGCAAUGGUUGGCUGUUCAGUCACUGCAUCUGAAGUCAGCUUUAGAACUGGAAUUCCAGGUGUUGGCAUUUGGCAAAGCCAGCUGUUUUUCAGGAACGUGUGUUGUGUGUGAAGAGUGAGUGAGUCCUGGCUAAAGAACGGUACCGGAGAAACGCUAAUGCAGAUUCUUGUCAUACACAGACUAUCAAGUGUGGUUCACUUUUAUACUGUAUGGUGCCAGCUAUGGUAACUUGAACACUCAAGGUGUCUGUCCAAAGGUAUAAACAAACCUGGGUAAUGCUUGAAAAACAUGUAACUCUUUAAUAUUGUUGUUCUCAAAGUGUUUAAAAAGUUUUUUCUAUCCGUUAAUUUUUAAUAUUGUCUUUUUUUAUUACAUUUCUAUACAUCACUGCUGUCUUAGUUCCCCAUUGCCUGAUUCACUGUGUGGAACUGGCACAGUUUGGAAAUGUUUUUGGUACAACUUUGAUUCGAGUGCAACUUGUUCGCUAUUUUUGAAGAAUUCGGUACACUUGUCUUCUCAACACUCAUUUGUGGUUUUAUUGUUUUAAGAAAAAAAGGGAUAAUUGUUAAUUUUCUGUUUCUUUAAAUAGCGUUUUGGGCUUUCGCUUAUUGAAGUGAAUGACUUGUAAACCACUCAAUCACAUCAAUGUGAAUCCAAAUGCCUUUUUUUGUGUUCUUCAGCUGCCAUCUUUUCUGUUUGAAGUAUAGCCACAAUGCCAUUUGUGCCAACUCAAAUACUGUCAUCUCAAAAUAUUUUUCAACUGUGCUUUUUGUACUUUUUUAUACUUUUUUGUAAUGAUAGUUUUUGUGAUUCGUUUUUAAAAUAAAAUUUCUACCAAGAAAAAA